CCCCUAUGAGAAAGGGGGGGCUGGGUACCUGCAGGGUGUGGGGCAACAGGAAAUCCCCCCACACUUACAGCCCCCUUACCCCUUUGGGCAGCACCUCCCCAGGGCUCACCAAGACACUCCUGGGGGACUCUGCAGCACCCCAGAGCUCCUGGCCCUGCCUGGGGUCUCUCCUGCCCCUCCCCAGGCCCUGCUGAACCUGCCUUUGCAGACAGGCUAAUUAAAGCCCCAUUAGCAAAAGCUGCUCAGAGAGAUAAGAUGCUGCUGGAGCCUUUAUAGUACCAAACCCCCGCUCAGCCCCCCCUCGAGGCAGGUGGGGUUUGUGCACAGCCUUUUCCUGCAGAAAAAGUGAUUUGUGGCUUCCCUGACACUUCCUCGGCCGCGGCACCAGCAGCGAGCAGGAGAGGGGCUAUGGGCACCACCCGGCUGAGCUGAGUGGGUGGCGUUGGGGGGUGGAAAAGGUCACGUAUGCCCAGUUGAAGGACACACAGAAGCCUGUGCCUGGCAUCUGAUCGCCAAUCCCAGCAUGACCAGUGCUCCCAGUACCACAUGCAAGAGCAUCUCUGCCCUGGCAGGGUCUGCUGGGGACAACAGGACUCCCAGGCUGGAGCAUCCUGGGGUGCACUGGAAGCCACUCUGGGCAUGCAAUCCCCUCUGCUCUUCCUCCAGCAGGAGCCCAGUGAGGCCCCGACCCCCAAGAGACCCCGUGGACGGCCAAAGGGCAGUAAAAACAAGGCCACCCCAAAGGGCAGGAAAGCUGCAGUCACACCAGGGAGGAAACCUCGAGGGAGACCCAAAAAAUCGCAGCAGGACGAGGAGGAGGUGAACAUUUCCCAGGAGUCAUCUGAGGAGGAGCAGUGACACCUCCCAAACCGGCGCUACCUCAUCGCCCGACGGCCCCGAAGCUGCCGGGGGAGAGGGAUGGGGAGAGACCCACUGUGCCGCCCUGGCUUCCUCCUCCUCCUCCCUCCUCCGCUCCCUCCUCACCCUCAGACAACGGCAGCACUGGAAAAUGGCCCAACCCGGGCGGCCCCCGCAGCCCCUGCCCGGGGGGGCACCUGCCCCAGCUCCCCCUCCCCAGCCCUGGGGUUUGGGGCAGCCCCACUGGAAAGGGGGAUCGUGGCAGAGAGCCGGGGCUGGCACCCCCCACCUUCGCUGCCCCCCAUGCAGUGAUCUCGCCCCGCCAAAGCGGGUGCUGGCUGCCCCCCCAGCACUGGGCUCUGCCCUGGGGCCUCUGCAGGGAACAGAUGGGGGGGCAGUGAAGGUGAGACCCCCCCCCCCAAAUGCAUUAGAUCUUUGCUCUGGCCUGCUGCUACCCUGGGCAACCCCCCGUGUCCCCCCAGUCCUGGGCAACUGCACUGUGUGCGGGAGCAGCUCCUGUGGCGCUGCUGGGACCCCGUGCCCAUCCCGGGGUGCCCAUCCCGGGGUGCCCAUCCCGGGGUGCCCAUCCCGGGGUGUCAGUCCCCAGGGGUGCCCAAGCACGACUGGCUCCAGGCAGCCCUUUCCUCAUAGGUUCUGGUAUAUAUAUAUAUUUUUUUGUUUAGUACUUUUUUUCCUUUCAUUCACAACUACCUCUGGAUAUUUAAGUUCCACUCUCUGAACUCACAGACGUGCUGCUGCGCUGCCGGGGCACCGUGGGCUCGGUGGUUCCUGUUUUUGGGGUGUUGUUGGGGGCUGUGGGGUAUUUUUUUUUUCCCCUUUUUUUUGGGCUUCAUUUUUCUUUUUUUUUUAAUUGUUAUUUUGAGGUCUAGUUUGCUCUGCUGCUUCAAGGGAUCGAGGCUGGCAGGGCAGAGGGGUGGGGGGACCAUGGGAUGCUCCCCCUGCCCCUCUGCUCCGGCA
This is a messenger RNA of Cyanistes caeruleus (blue tit), 1836 nucleotides long. Lineage: Eukaryota; Metazoa; Chordata; Aves; Passeriformes; Paridae. The record is from RefSeq and is a predicted model, not a curated record.